This is a messenger RNA of Soboliphyme baturini, 1121 nucleotides long. The record is from the annotation of a GenBank genome assembly. Lineage: Eukaryota; Metazoa; Nematoda; Enoplea; Dioctophymatida; Soboliphymatidae.
AUGAAGACUACUUAUGGCGCCCACGCUUGCCAUCUUCUCAGGAUCAAUGCUCUGCCAUCCGUUCCUCCGGACGAUGCUCAGAACGCCGCAGUCGAUUUUGCUCACUACUGGAACUUUAUGUAUUUGGACACGGUGCAGAAUUUCGACUCGCUGAAGCUGGAAGUAGAUCUGAAGGAUUCAGCAGACUCAGACAACGUCGUCAAAAUAGACACGGUAGUCCACACAGCCAUCGGUGUGCCUUUGCCACCGGCUGAGCUGACCGUUUCCAUCAAACUGGACAAUCCGUUUCAUAGCGAGUGUAUUCCGCAUCCGCUGUCAAACACGUGUCUACCGCAGCUGUCCGACCACGACCCGGUGCAUUCUAGUAGCGAGGAUGCCGGAGACAACUCGACACCCAACCUGCAGUCGUUUACGUCAUUGAGCGGAUCUGCAUUUCCGGAAAAGCUGCCACAGGUCGUUCAAGAAAUGACGUUCGCGCUUGAAUCGUGGGAAAUGCAGAUGCGUCGCUUGGCUGACCUGGCAUUUAUGUUUCAGUUGUACGACUUUGCGUUUCAACUCUACCACACCCUCCGAAAGGAGUUCUCGACUCAGCAGGCUUGGUUGUACUACGCCGGAGCAUGCGAAGCGGCUAGCUUAUGCAUAUUCUUGCUGGGUGCUGCGGCCUUUCGGCCAUAUCCGUCGCAUUACAUGGAGGGCGCAGUUUCCACAUACGCCAACACUGCGAGACGACCAUGGCUGGCGGCUCGUGCUGGCUUUUUUAGUUCCAGUGCGUUAUGCGCACAGGGUGCUUGGGGAGACGCAGCGGAUCAGCUGAUCAAGAUGACUUCUUCCGAUGACUUAAAAAGCAGUUUGUUCCUUGAAGAAGCUGCUCGAUGUUUCUACAACUGUGGUAUGAUUCGAAAAGCUGCGCUGCAUUUCGUGCUAGCGGGACACCGGUUCAGCAAAGCGGGUUUGCGGCACUACACGGUUUAUUGCUACAAAGCGGCGUCAGCGCUAUACCAAGAUCGAGGAUGGCGCUUGGCUGAGGUGAAACAUGAUUUGAUGCUGAUAGAAAAGGUUGUUGGGUUUUCAUAUGAGCAUUUUUCACUGCUCUGUUUGUCACACAGAACUUCGAAGUGACG